Photinus pyralis (common eastern firefly) is the source of this 1867-nucleotide messenger RNA. RefSeq lists its product as uncharacterized. Bases 226 to 1509 code for a protein of 427 amino acids. Lineage: Eukaryota; Metazoa; Arthropoda; Insecta; Coleoptera; Lampyridae. The transcript is spliced from 7 exons. The record is from RefSeq and is a predicted model, not a curated record.
UAUACUGACCUACCUUUGUUUGCGCACCUUUAAAAAUAACUUUGAUUCGUCCGCAUUGAAGACGACGGUCACAUUUCGAUUUCUAUGUCGUACUGACCGUAGAUACAAUUAUUAUUAAUUCUUGGUUUCUUUAGUGAUGUAGUAGUAGUUUCGGCGAUAUGUAUGUAAAGGUGGUAUUUUAGCUUACAGUGGAUUAUAGGAAAAUAUACAUAAACACAGGACACCAUGAAUUUGAUGUUCCGCAAGAAUUUUCGUGAACAGAAGUCCGUCGGAGGAGGAAAGGGUACUUUGAACAAGUCAAGCGCAAAUAGACAUAUCAAUAAAAGAAUAAAUAGAGAACAGGGGUAUACACCAAUAGAGGAACAGUAUUACAGAACCCAUCUGUUUUUUAGUCCACGAACCCGAAGUACUUAUAAUAUAAAUGAAGUCGAGGAACCUCGCUGUGGGCCAAUGACAGGUACCGUUGGUAACCCAUCGUCGUUACAGUCUAUAUCACCACCAAUGUCAGAUGCUGAUCUUCCUCAACCUUUGGUUAUUCGAAAUCCUUCGGAUCCAUUAAUGCGAUGGCCCAAUACACCUACUAAGUCAACGCCUACCCGUCAAGUAAAUUUUAAUCGAGCAAAUGAGGGUCAUGGUGAGAUAGCAAGAACGUUAUCAGAUCUUGACCGCGAUUGUUUUAUAAUACCAGUGCAUAGUUUGGAUCGAUUUCUACCAGCAGGCGUGCCUUUACCAAAAACUACCACAACAGGAGGCGAUAAUGCUGAAAAUAACAACCAAGGGGGAUUAAAUGUGCUACAAAUUCCCGAUCCAAAAUUAUGCGUCCUAUGCCAUCUAAUGAGUCCCUUGGAAGCAAUAGAUCCAAUUUUGGAAUCACCACUCGCUCAACCCAUUCUUCGACAAAGGAUGGCCGCCGCAGAGCUCAUCACGGAAAUAUCGCAGGCGAAGCCAGCCGCAACCGGUAUGCUGCUCGCGAAUAUGGAGCGAAAUGCCGAAUUUCCGUUCAUAUCGUAUUAUAUUAUAAAUAGUGCACAAACGAAUCCGGUGAUUUUUUAUAAUAAUUUACGCAGCGCUAGUUUAAAGAAAUUUGAUCCAAGAACAAUAAGAUACACUGCCGCGCACACUUUGGAUCUGUAUACAGAGGUGGCGACAAUAUGUAGACCACCAAUAAACGAUUCGUCAACUUCUUUGACAAAGAUAAACACGGCAACGACGGGAUACAUCAUUUCCGUAUAUAAAGUCUUUGAAGGGGACGAUCGAGAGAAGUUCGAACGCAACUGGUUGUACUGGACAGGAGCUAGAAUGAUCUACAGAUACCUACCCCGAGAAGCGGGCUUAAAACGAAUCGCCCUGCACAAGUCGCUGAGUCCGAAGGGAGAUAAAAUGUAUUUGUUGGUGUGUGAAUGUUCAAACUUAUUAAAGGAUGUAACAGUGUGUGCACUUUUAUUACCCGCUUUAAGAGCACGUUUAACUGGUUAUACGGGACUUUUUCGCCCAUUGCAAACGUUUUAAGAUUCACUCGUGAGAUGCACAGAUCACUAUUAAGAUUGUAUAAAUAUGUGUUUUUAGAUAACUUUACAACAAUAUAAAUGAUUCCUAUGUUGUUGAUAAGCCUUUACUAGUCGGGCCUUACAAUCGUUUCAAAGUGCAAUUAAUAGAACAAUAUUAAUAUACAGUCUUCCUUGUUAUAAAUUUUGAAACACUUUACAUAACACUAAAGUUUGUUGCAAGAUUUUUUAGACUCUUUUAGUACAUGUUGUCUUAUUUGUUGUUAUAUUCAAACACUGUGUAUGGAGUUGUCACAAAGAUUUGUUUUACCAAUUGCAUUAAUUCUGAAUAUGUAAGUAGUUUAAGAUAAAGGUUGUAUACG